CAGCGCGGCCUGGCGCGGCGGAGCGCCCAGCACCGGCGCCCCCUGCGCGAUGGAGGCGGGGCGAGGAGGAGCUGGCCCGGCCGGAGCGCCAAGCCAGGCCGCCAGCCCGCAGGCCGGGCGGGCAUCGUGCUAGGGGACCCCCAAGCAGCCCCAGGGGAGCCGGGAACCCGUGCAGGCGCCCAAGCUGCGCUGCCUGAGGCGCAUCCACCCGGCGGUGGGCGUAGAGAUCCCGACUCCUCAGCUAGCGCGAGAGUAGCAUGGUUGGCCGUUUUUUGUCGUUGCCAUCCGUGAGCAUGCGCAGUGGUGCUUAGCGGCUUGGCCUGGCGCCCCCUGGCGGUUAACUUGGUGUGGGAGACUGAAAGCUGCAGUGUUUCUUUUGGAGCUUGUGGCCAGACUGGGAUUUCUUGCCUGGAUUGGGCUGGGAGGCGGGCAAAAGCCGGGGUAGGGGGAGCGGAGUAGCUGAGGUGUCCAGAGCCCACAGCCAGCACCAUGAAGAAGUUCUUUGCCUUCGGGAGGAAGGAGGGCAAGGGCGAGUCGUCCUCCUUUGACAGCACGUGGAAGACCCUGGUGGGCACCACGGAUGAUGAGAUUCCUCGCAAGGCCUACAUGAAGACCUGGUACAAGAUCCACCCGGCAGACCUCAAGCCGAUCCACAGGGCUGUCUGCCGUGGUGAUGUGGAGACACUGGAGCGUAUCUUUUUGGAGGAACCUCAUAUCCUGAAUGAUAAAGAUUUUAAGCGCAGGACUGCUCUACAUUUGGCCUCUGCCAAUGGCCAUGCAGAAGUGGUAAGACUCCUGGUAAACAGAAAGUGCCAACUCAACAGGCAUGACAACAAAAAGAGGACAGCUCUGAUAAAGGCCGUCCAAUGCCAGGAGGAGGAAUGUGUGACUGUUCUGCUGAAAGGUGGUGCCGAUCCAAACUUUCAAGAUCUCUAUGGCAACACUGCUCUUCACUAUGCCACCUAUCACCAGGACGUAUCAAUAGCAGAAAAACUCCUUUCACACGGUGCAUAUAUUGACCCCAAAAACAAGAGUCACCUCACACCACUUUUACUUGCUGUAAGUGAAAACAAAGAGGAAAUGGUAGACUUUUUAGUAAGGAAUGGAGCAAACACAAAUGCAGUUGAUAAGUUGAAAAGAAAUGCUCUCAUGCUUGCGGCAGACUCUGAGUCAUCACAUAUAGUCAGUCUUCUUCAGCAAAGUCGUGAUGUCUCUUCUGAAGUUCUCUUGGGACAGGCUGCAGAAGAUCAUGCCUUUGGUAGUGGUUUUCAUAGCAUUCCCCAACAAACUUCAGAACAUGAAGAAAACAUGCUGGAGAGUCCUUCUCAAAAUAGUGAUCCAGAAUCUUCCACAGCCAAGAUUAACAAAGUAGAAGCAAAAUAUGGUACUGUGAGAACAGAAAAUAGAACUGUGUUUGAGGACAGGAUUUCUGAUCAUCAAAAUGUGGUCGAAAGUCUUCCCACAACAUCGGUUGAAGUCCUGGGCUUCCAUUCAGCCACCUGGCCCUGGUCUGAAACCUUCCUCUAAGUCUUUACCUAACCAAGAUCUUACAGAGGUAACCUGAUUUUUAAAAAAAUCUCUUUUUCCCCAUGUUUUUCACAUAUCACUCCCAAUCCUCAUCAUGCUGAUAAGGAUCUUAGAAAGAAAUGGAUGGCCUCAAGGUCACCAUAGAAACCAGUGUAAUCACAAGAGAAAGGUGUACAGAAUUGAGAUUUAUAAACUUUGGUGGAAGUAACCAAUUAUUGGGGUUGGCAUUGUGGGAACAAAGAAUUAGAAAGCAACCCAAAAGGAUUGCUCAACAAAUAUGUGCAUGAGGAAGGGGAUGAAGGGGAGGAAUUCAUGUGAGAGGGACAAGAUAAAUAGAACGAUUGAAUAAGACAGUCAAGGUGACAGAUUGUUAUAAAAGCACAUCAGAAAUAGUGGAGUUAAAUGAGAGCAGGACCUCUCCACAUUACAAAAUAUGAUAGAACUUGUUUUAAAUGCAAAUUUAGAAAAGAAAGACAGCCGAUGAAAAAGAUCCUCAGAUUCUUCAGAAUGACACACACUUGAUGUUUCUGAAGAACUGAAAGAAAAUUUAAGAAUGAUUUCCAUGAACAUUAAUCAGUUGUACAUUUUAAAAUUGCCACAAGAGAAUAAUUGAAAUAUUGCAAGAAUAUAGAAAAGAUAAAUAGUUGAAGUGAUGGAUAUCCCAAUUAGCCAUAUGAUGCUAUGAAUGUAUCAAGUUAUCACAAUACCCCCAAAAUAUGUACAUCUAUUACGUAUCAAUUAAAUGCAAUUUAGAAAGCAACUAAAAUUUAAUCCUCCCUUUGUUACCAGUAGCUCAUCACUUAUCCCCAAGUCCCCAUCAGAAUAAUGAGGACAAAGAAGUAUGAGGAGCAGGAAAGAGAGAUUAGCAAUUUGCCAGUAAACAAGGAGGAUGGAGACUCCUGUCUAAAAUGCCUCAUCCCAAUCAUAAGGGGAAAUACAGAGCUUUUCAAUGGAGGGCUUUUAGCUUCAGGCAAUUUCUGUUCAACUACAGUUGAUGAUUCUGAUUCUUCCCAUCUCUGGGGAAGAUAAUCUCCGUGAGGUCCACCCAGACCUCUGCCUGCCCCAACCGGCCUCAGUUGGGCAGUUCUGCUGAGCCAUCUCCUAUAGUACAAAGAACAAAAGACACUCCCUGCCUCUCCCAACCACUGGCCAGAGGCAGGAUGUAGGUUUUAGUUUUCAAAAAGAGUGAGAACAUUUUAAACAGAAGAAACAUUUUUACCAUUUUUUUCAGGCCAUUCUUAAUCAUAUUCCCCAUUGUCAAUUUUAUCCUUCCAUAUCUUCUUCGGUAUCUAUGGGAGGAGGGGUGAUGUCAUCAUUGAGCUACUUUUUGUUGAAUUGGGUGAUGUUUUAGGUGGAAGGUUUAUAUUUAUGUAUGUCCUUAUAAAGCUUUGGCAGUAUAUUUACAACAGGAGAUUACCAAGUGAAUAAAAGUCAUAAGUAGUAUAUACUGUAAGUAUAUAUAGUAGUGAGGAUGGACAAGGCAAAAUGGACUGUCGCCUUGUACACAAUGUCUGAUACAGGGCUGGUUUAGAAAGGAAACAUGGGACUCUGAGCACAGAGCUAUUAGUUGGCCCCUGUAGGUGAUCCGAGAAACCAGCUUCUGUAAAUUUAGAAAUCUUAUACAGAAACACAUGGGCCAAAUGAGGUUUAGGGUAACAAACCCAGUAGUAGUAAGACGGAUUAAUAGGAGAGGUGAUUGCCUGGGGAAAUCCUCACUAAGAAGUUGUCUAUCUUAUAGACAGAACAAAUAAUCAAAGAAAGGUUGGUAAAAAUAUCAACAUUUUUACUUUUUUUUAAUAGAUAUUUUAGAUCACCUAAAGGCUGGCCCCUCCACUGGGGUCUUGGGUCCUCUUCUUCCAUGGGACACCUCUUUACUCAGGUGUAAUCGACCCCAGAUUUCUAUUUUUCACAAUUUUAAAGAGGUGUGAGUUGUUGAGGCACCUUAUAGAGUGUCUUUUACUUCUCUGUUCCUAACUGUGGCGGGGACCUAAAUGAAGCAAACUCAAGUAUAGUGGUUAGUCCCGACCCACUUGUUUGACGUGUUAUUUUUUUUACCCGUGCUUCUAUUACCACACUUACCUCAGGUUGUUUGGAAGGGUCACUCAUAAACUAUUUUUUAGGGCCUUAACUUAAGCCUGAUUUUAAGUGCUAUCUUUAUAUGGAGGAGAGGAAGUGGUAGUAUCUUAUCCUACUUUUCUGCAUUAGUUCUGUGAUGUGUGUGAAAGGCGGCUUUACUCAUCAGCUACCUAACAUAGGACAAGACACUAUCAAACAGAAAGUAAGGGAAGUAAACUCACAGCACAUAAUUGCCCCUUGGAAGACAAAACUCACAACUACCCCCUUUGCUGUGUUUAAUUAAACACCUGUGACCAAACUCAUUGUCUCUAAGAGUUUCCUUUUCGUAGCCUUGAAGAGCCCUCCGUGGACAGUAGGGUGUGAACUCCCCACUCCAACUCUCUGCCUCAGUUCCUGUCAAAAAACAGAUUCCAAGGACUCAGAUAAACCUGCCUCACAGAGAAAAUAAAGCAAAGAGCACCUGCAACAGCUUCGCCACCACUUCUGUUUGCUGUCAGUCUGUUGAAGCAGAAGGAUAAAACGCCAUGUCUACCCUUUAAAACAGCAAGCAGGCCGGGUGUGGUGGCUCACGCCUGUAAUCCUAGCACUCUGGGAGGCCGAGGCAGGUGGAUCAUUUGAGCU
Messenger RNA from Microcebus murinus (gray mouse lemur), 4224 nucleotides. The record is from RefSeq and is a predicted model, not a curated record. NCBI's taxonomy places the organism in Eukaryota, Metazoa, Chordata, Mammalia, Primates, Cheirogaleidae.